Cladophialophora bantiana CBS 173.52 is the source of this 1641-nucleotide messenger RNA. RefSeq lists its product as uncharacterized. Gene Ontology annotation, biological process: mRNA cis splicing, via spliceosome. Gene Ontology annotation, molecular function: protein binding. Bases 1 to 1641 code for a protein of 546 amino acids. The transcript has a single exon. The record is from RefSeq and is a predicted model, not a curated record. NCBI's taxonomy places the organism in Eukaryota, Fungi, Ascomycota, Eurotiomycetes, Chaetothyriales, Herpotrichiellaceae. Gene Ontology annotation, cellular component: cytoplasm; spliceosomal complex.
AUGAGCGACCUUCAACAUUCUUACAAGAGAAAACGAUCUCAAUCUCCUCCAUGGCGAAGGAGUAACGACACCAGACAAUAUCGAGAACGGGAUGCUCCAGGAAGGCGAGACAAUGUCCAGCCUCAGCGAUGGUCUCAUAAGGACCAAAUGAGAAUUAAUCAGAUGCAAGAAGAUGAGCGCAUGAGAGAGUGGGUCGCGCAAGAGGAUGAUUUCGUUCUCAGGCAGGCUAAGAAGAAGGCAGACAUCCGAGUCAAGGAAGGACGAGCGAAACCCAUCGACUGGUUGGCAGUAACCCUCCGUGUUGUCGACCCUACCCGGAAUCCUUUGGAUGAUGAAGUUGAUGAGAAAGAUUUGGAUUUUGUGGAUCCAAACAGUGUCUUCGACGGGCUCUCCGAAAGCCAGCUUUCCGACCUGCGCAAGGAUAUUGAGACCUACAUGAAGUUGGAAACAAACAAGAAAAACAGGGACUUUUGGCAGACGAUGCAGAUCAUUUGCAAGGACAGGCAAAAGAAGCUACGUGCGUCAGGUCCAGAAGGGAGAGCGAUGAGCUCCGUGGCGACCGACAUCGACAAGCUCUUGGCACCCAAGACAUACGAGCAGCUGGAGGUGUUGGAGGGACAGAUAAGGACCAAGCUGGACUCAAACGAGCCUAUAGAUACGGAUUACUGGCAGCAGUUGCUGGAUAGCUUGCUUGUUUGGAAGGCCAAAGCGAAGCUCAAGAAGGUCUGCCAGGAUGUUCUCGAAUCGCGGUUGAAGAACCUGAGAGGAGAGAACGAGCAGAAAGCGCUCCUAGCACAACGUCAACUUCGGCAUGCCGGAGGAGAGCCCGCAUCUCCCGUCCAAUUUUCAAAGGACCUGGAUCCAGAUCCGUUGCUGGAGAUUGCAACGAAAGACAAAGGACUCGAAGUCCAGGAUGAGAGUGCAUUUCUUCAAAACGUGGCGGCGAGCAGAAGGAAAGUAGUAGACAUGGGUUACGUCCCAGCGCCGAAAGCGGGGGUCGCCACGACCUCGACAAUCCCGACUUCAACACAGCCUCGUCCAGGAGUGCAACAAUCCAAACCUUUCGAUCCCACCAACCGAUUUGGCCCGUCGACAGACGACAUGUCGUCGACCACGAAAGCCCUCUUCGACCGCGAAGUGGCCAAAGGCGUCAACGAAAAUGAGGAGAUCUUUGCUGGCGAGGAAGAGACCUCAUCCGAAUCCAAGCCACUCUGGAUGCAGCAAUAUGGGGGCAAAUACCGACCGCGGAAACCGAAAUACUUCAAUCGGGUCCUAAUGGGCUACGAGUGGAACAAGUACAACCAAACACACUACGGCCAUGACAACCCUCCGCCGAAAGUCGUCCAGGGGUACAAAUUCCACAUCUUCUAUCCCGACCUGAUCGACCCGACAAAAGCACCCACGUAUAAAAUCAUCCGCGAAGGAGGGAGGAAGAAGGGUCAAAGGAUGGCCCCGGCAGGCGAAGAAGAUACUUGCAUCAUUAGAUUUAUGAGUGGGCCGCCAUAUGAAGAUAUAGCGUUUAGGAUCGUGGAUCGGGACUGGGAUUACAGUGCGAAGCACGACAGAGGGUUCAAGAGCACAUUUGAAAAAGGGGUCUUGACUCUGCACUUCACCUUUAAAAGGGUGGUGUAUCGGAAGUGA